This is a messenger RNA of Contarinia nasturtii (swede midge), 1964 nucleotides long. RefSeq names its product putative fatty acyl-CoA reductase CG5065. Gene Ontology annotation, cellular component: peroxisome. The record is from RefSeq and is a predicted model, not a curated record. Gene Ontology annotation, molecular function: alcohol-forming very long-chain fatty acyl-CoA reductase (NADP+) activity. Gene Ontology annotation, biological process: long-chain fatty-acyl-CoA metabolic process. The transcript is spliced from 7 exons. Bases 423 to 1943 code for a protein of 506 amino acids. Lineage: Eukaryota; Metazoa; Arthropoda; Insecta; Diptera; Cecidomyiidae.
AAGAACCUAUGUUCAAAAUUUGUGCAAAUCAUCAUUUUAAAAUGGAAAUAGAAAAAAGGUUAAGUUCAAUUGUACAGUCACAUAUUUCCAUAGGAUUGAAUAUUGAAAUUGUAUUUGUCUGUAUACACAUUCAUCCAAAUGUUCAAACCGCGACUACUAGUUUUUUUUUUAAGUUCAAGUCUGGGUUCGAAUAACAGAGUGUCGAACGUUUAUGCAAAAACCCACGAAAACUGACGCAGCAAACAAACCGUGAUCAAAUUGAAUUGUCCAUGCGCCAAACAGUAUGAUUCAAAACGUGAGCGUGUUAAGAGCUAUUUUCCGGUCCGUUAGGGUUUUGCUAAAUUUAUCGAGUACGGAGCAAAUAAGAAAUAAAUAAAUAAAACCGAUUUAAUUUAUAUCUGUGUUUUAAAAAUUGUGUAAAAAUGAUCGAUGAAGCAGCACCGGGUAUCAAAGAGUUUUUCAAGGGUCGUGAUAUAUUUAUCACUGGCGGUUCUGGUUUCAUGGGCAAAGUGCUGAUAGAAAAGUUAUUACGUUCAUGCCCCGAUUUGAAUCGAAUUUUCAUUUUGAUUCGAGCCAAAAAGAAUAAAACGCCAGAGCAGCGAUUGGAAGAAUUGGGAAAAAUACGUGUAUUUGAUCGCUUGCACCAAGAGUAUCCAAAUCAUUUCAGUAAAUUAUGUGCCAUCAACGGAGAUUGCACGAUGAAAGGUCUUGGGAUUAGUGAUGAGGAUUUAAGGCGCAUCGGAAAUGUAUCGGUUAUUUUUCAUACGGCUGCAUGUGUGAGAUUCGAUGAUUCAUUGAAAAAUGCUAUUCUAUUGAAUACUCGUGGAACCGUUGAGGUGAUGCGAUUGGCCGAAAAACUUAAACAAAUUCGUGUUGUUUUGCAUGUUUCUACGACUUAUUGUAAUCCCGACAAGAAAGUCGUCGAAGAGAUGUUAUAUCCACCAAAUGGUGAUUGGAAAAUGGCUAUUAAAAUUGCCGAAAAGCACGACGAAGAGACUUUAAAUGCUUUAACGGAAAAGUUUACAAAUGCCGAACCAAAUACGUAUACUUUUACAAAAGGUUUGGCCGAACAAGCAGUGAAGGACUUCAGUAACCGUUUACCCGUCGUUAUUUAUCGACCAUCGAUUGUGGUUUCGUCUUUAGAUGAACCCAUGCCAGGGUGGAUCGAUAACUUUAAUGGUCCAACUGGAUUAUUAUUAGCUUGUGGUUUGGGUUUACUUCGUACCACGUACGGUGAUCCCGAUGUUGUGUCCGAUUUCACACCGGUUGACACCUCAAUCAAAGCAAUGAUAGUCGCUGCAUGGAAGCGUGCUGUUGAAUCCGAACCACCUGAAUCUGUACCUGUGUAUAAUUGUUCGACAUCGAUUCAGCGCAAAUUCACCACCGGUUUCAUCGUGGAAAUGGGCCGAAAACUAGCACCCGAUGUUCCAAUCGAUAAAAUGAUUUGGUUGCCCGGUGGAUCAAUCACAAAAUGUCGAUACAAUAACUUUAUUAGGUUUGUUCUAUUCCAAUUGUUUACUGCAUUCUUCAUUGACUUUGUGUUUAAAUUAAUGGGCCAACGGCAAUUCGUAACAAAAUUACAACGGCGUAUUUACGGGGCGAAUUUGGCGUUACAUUACUUCAUUACGACGCAUUGGGUAUUUAAAAAUGCAAAAUUUCUGGCACUGAAUGACAUCAUUAAACCGGAGGACAUAAACGAUUUUCGCUUUGAUCGUUUUGUCACCGGUGACAUUCGAAAGUAUUUUAUUGCUUGCAUGUAUGGGGCGCGCCGAUAUUUACUAAACGAAAAGGACGAGAAUCUUCCGCGAGCCAGACGCAACUACAAAAGAUUCGAAUUUGUUCAUUAUACGUUGGUCACGGUGUGGUACAUAUUCUUGUUUUAUAUGAUUUUCAUCAAAUACAAUAUUAUCGGACAAAUAUGGGAAUGGCUUCAAUUUAAAUAAUAAAUUUGAUAUUUAAUAAAA